Messenger RNA from Camelus dromedarius (Arabian camel), 1624 nucleotides. It is a transcript of the gene PABPC5, whose product is annotated as poly(A) binding protein cytoplasmic 5. Gene Ontology annotation, cellular component: nucleus; ribonucleoprotein complex; cytosol. The transcript is spliced from 2 exons. Lineage: Eukaryota; Metazoa; Chordata; Mammalia; Artiodactyla; Camelidae. The record is from RefSeq and is a predicted model, not a curated record. Gene Ontology annotation, molecular function: poly(U) RNA binding; poly(A) binding; mRNA 3'-UTR binding. The coding region runs from base 357 to 1505 and encodes 382 amino acids.
UUUUAGUCCCUGGGUCGGUCUGUCCUACGGGGAGCAAUCGCUGUCCAUCGGUCGGCGCUCUGCCCGCCCGCCGCGCAUCUGCCCUUCUCUCCUGACUCCGCCCCGCAUCUGUCCGGAACCGCCUCGCGUCUGAGCUGACCCAGUGCGCGUCUGCCAGUCAGUCCCUCCGGACCCGCCGCGAGUCUCGGGCUGCCGAAAUCACCGCGCGUCACUCGCCUCAACAGUGAUUCUGAGUCUGCUUUUAGCUUCCUUCGCCUUGGCUUUUUGCUGUUUGUGAACAGCUGCUUGGCCCAUAGCUUAGAGAAAGCAGCUUUUUUUUUCUCUCUCAAGAGAGCCUCCUCCCUGUGCUCAGAGAAAUGGGGAGUGGGGAGCCUAAUCCUGCUGGCAAGAAAAAGAAGUACCUCAAGGCUGCCCUGUACGUGGGUGACUUGGACCCAGAUGUCACCGAGGACAUGUUAUAUAAAAAGUUCAGGCCCGCUGGCCCUCUGCGCUUCACCCGAAUCUGCCGUGACCCGGUGACCCGCAGCCCCCUGGGCUAUGGCUAUGUUAACUUCCGCUUUCCUGCGGAUGCUGAGUGGGCCCUUAACACCAUGAAUUUUGAUUUGAUCAACGGCAAACCAUUCCGCCUGAUGUGGUCUCAGCCAGAUGACCGCUUAAGAAAGUCUGGCGUGGGAAACAUAUUCAUCAAAAACCUGGACAAAUCCAUAGACAAUAGGGCCCUGUUUUACUUAUUUUCCGCUUUUGGUAACAUUCUAUCCUGCAAAGUCGUGUGCGAUGACAAUGGCUCUAAGGGUUAUGCCUAUGUGCACUUUGACAGCCUGGCCGCUGCCAAUCGGGCCAUCUGGCACAUGAACGGGGUGCGGCUCAACAACCGCCAGGUCUAUGUUGGCCGAUUCAAAUUUCCCGAAGAGCGGGCGGCUGAAGUUAGAACUAGGGAUAGAGCAACUUUCACCAAUGUUUUCGUUAAAAACUUUGGCGAUGAUGUGGAUGACGACAAACUGAAGGAAAUUUUCAGUGAGUAUGGGCCCACGGAGAGCGUUAAGGUGAUAAGAGAUGCCAGUGGGAAAUCUAAAGGCUUUGGCUUUGUGAGAUACGAGACACACGAGGCUGCUCAGAAGGCUGUGUUAGACCUGCAUGGCAAGUCCAUCGAUGGGAAAGUCCUCUACGUGGGGCGAGCACAGAAGAAAAUUGAACGUCUGGCUGAGUUAAGGCGAAGAUUUGAGCGGCUGAGAUUAAAAGAAAAAAGUCGUCCUCCAGGGGUGCCCGUCUAUAUUAAGAAUCUGGAUGAGACCAUCGAUGAUGAAAAACUGAAGGAGGAAUUUUCUCCCUUUGGAUCAAUUAGCCGGGCCAAAGUGAUGGUGGAAGUGGGGCAGGGCAAAGGGUUUGGUGUCGUCUGCUUCUCCUCUUUUGACGAAGCUACCAAAGCAGUAGAUGAGAUGAAUGGUCGUAUAGUGGGCUCCAAGCCCCUGCAUGUCACCCUGGGCCAGGCCAGGCGCAGGUGGUGAGAAGAAGAAUGCCCAGUUUGUUUCAGCCUUAAGCUGGUGCCUGCUUAGUUUGGGCUACUUUGUGAUAAGAGGUUAUUUUAUGCCAAUUCCCAGGUUUUUUAAGUGAAUACUUUCUUUUG